This is a messenger RNA of Aureobasidium pullulans EXF-150, 1103 nucleotides long. RefSeq names its product mitochondrial deoxynucleotide carrier. NCBI's taxonomy places the organism in Eukaryota, Fungi, Ascomycota, Dothideomycetes, Dothideales, Saccotheciaceae. The record is from RefSeq and is a predicted model, not a curated record. Bases 60 to 1040 code for a protein of 326 amino acids. The transcript has 2 exons. Gene Ontology annotation, cellular component: mitochondrial inner membrane. Gene Ontology annotation, biological process: thiamine pyrophosphate transmembrane transport. Gene Ontology annotation, molecular function: thiamine transmembrane transporter activity.
CAGUUUCAAUUCGGCAUCGGUUUCUUGUUCUCGUUCCUUCCCUUUGCGCCGGCAGAUGCAUGUCUGAGAACAAGGUCGAGCAGCUCAGAGAUGAGGGCUCUCGUAUGCAAGUUGUCGCCGCGGGUGCCAUAGCAGGUCUCGUGUCAAGGUUCUGCAUCGCUCCCCUCGACGUCGUCAAGAUCCGUCUGCAACUGCAGAGUCAUUCUCUCUCCGACCCGCUAUCCUACGCCCAUCAUGCGCAGAAGGGGCCCGUCUACAAAGGCACUAUUGCCACCCUCAAGACUAUCCUCCGCGAAGAAGGACUGACUGGCCUGUGGAAGGGCAAUGUACCCGCUGAGGGCAUGUACCUGGCAUAUGGAGGCAUUCAAUUUCUGGCCUAUCGCUCCGCGACACAAGCCAUUGAGGAGCUUUCGCCAUACAAAUUGCCAGGGACUGCUGUCAGUUUCUUCGCCGGAGCUGCUGCAGGCACAGCUGCCACGACUGUUACCUACCCUCUCGAUCUUCUCAGAACCCGCUUCGCUGCUCAGGGCAAUGAUCGCGUCUACACCUCCCUCCUGUCAUCGAUCCGCGACAUUGCAAGCAACGAAGGCCCUAAGGGCUUCUUUCGAGGCCUGGGCGCUGGCAUUGGACAGAUUGUGCCAUACAUGGGUCUCUUUUUCACCUUUUACGAGUCGUUGAAACCUGCAUUCGCUGGUGUGUCACUGCCUCUCGACUCUCUCGGCUCCGGCGACGCCAUAGCGGGUGUGCUUGCCAGUAUGAUGUCCAAGACGGCCGUUUUCCCACUCGACACCGUUAGAAAGAGAUUGCAGGUUCAGGGCCCUACAAGAGCAAAAUAUGUGCAUAAGAACAUUCCAGUCUAUGAUACUGGUGUCGUCCGCACAUUGACCUCAAUCGCAGCUCGAGAGGGCGUGCGAAGUCUUUACAGAGGCUUGACUGUGGGUUUGAUAAAGGCUGCUCCUGCAAGUGCCAUCACUAUGUGGACCUAUGAGAGAGCUAUUCACAGCUUGCAGUCAUUUGAGGUGCUGGAAGGGAAGCAUUGAGUCAUUGAGUAGCUUGUAAUGAUCCAUAGAACAUCUCUACAAUCACAAUGCAGCUUCAACGCC